Molecule: messenger RNA, 1275 nt
Organism: Rotaria sp. Silwood1
Lineage: Eukaryota; Metazoa; Rotifera; Eurotatoria; Philodinida; Philodinidae
Source: the annotation of a GenBank genome assembly
AUGAGAGUGCACUUACAAGGUGACGUAUCUGCCGGCCGUUUCUCUGAACAACUUCUCGCGAUUGGAAAUGGCAAAAUACCUGCUGACCCAGUCAGUGGACUUAUUAAUAUUUCAGACAACUUUUGCAAUAUCGUUGAAUCAGUCGAAGAACUCAAGAAUAAAGUGUUUCCAAACAUUCAAACUCAGUACAAGGAUCACAAAUGGUUAUGUGAACGUGCUAUUCUGGCUCCGAAAAACGUCAAUGUAAAUGCUAUCAAUCUACAAAUACAGCAACAACUUCCUGGUGAAGCUAUAUCUUACAAAUCAAUUGAUACAGUUAAAGAUAUCGACAUGGUAGUUCAGUAUCCAACUGAGUUUCUCAAUUCACUCGAACCUUCUGGAAUGCCACCACAUAACUUGCGUCUGAAAAUUGGAUCAUCUAUUAUGCUCCUAAGAAAUCUGGAUGCACCAAGAUUAUGUAAUGGUACAAGGCUAUGUGUCAAAACUCUAAUGCCUCAUGUAAUCGAAGCAACGAUCAUGACAGGUUGUGCAAAAGGUGAAGAUGUAUUCAUACCAAAAAUACCUUUGCUCCCUUCUGAUAUACCAUUCGAAUUUACACGACUUCAGUUUCCAGUACGGCUUGCCUUCGCAAUGUCUAUUAAUAAGGCUCAAGGGCAAUCACUUAAAGUUGCUGGUGUCAAUUUAGAAACUCCUUGCUUUUCUCAUGGUCAACUUUAUGUGGCAUGCUCGAGAGUAGGAACUGGAGAGAAUUUAUAUGUUUUUGCUCCAGAUGGAAAAAACGAAGAACAUCGUGUACAAAACAGCUUUACAAUGAAAACUUCUAUUUUACUGUUUUUUUGCUUGAAAGAAGUUCAUCAAUAAAAAUAUAAAAAGGAAAAAAGUCUAUAACGGCUUUAAUGUGUUGAAUAUUAAAAUUAAAAAAGAAAAGAUUCGAGUGUAGCUUAUGAUAUUGCAGAUGAAUAGCUGUUGAGGACUGUGGCAACAUUGUAUUAUCAUCAAGGGGGAAAAAGCUGAUUUAAAUCACUCCAAAAUCAAAUUUAAAUCAUAUAAAUCACUUUUAAAUCAAUUAAAUCAAAUAAAUCAAAUAAAUCACUUUUAAGUCAAAUAAAUCAAAUAAAUCAGUUUUGAGUCAAAUAAAUCAAAUAAAUCACUUUUAAAUCAGAUAAAUCAUCUGAGGGUGUGGGUGUGGGUGUUAGCAAAUUAAAGAUUCACACCAAUACCCGCACCAACACCCACCCUCAGAAGUACAAUUGGAAGAACAUCAACAUCAUUUCA